Molecule: messenger RNA, 1023 nt
Organism: Bacidia gigantensis
Lineage: Eukaryota; Fungi; Ascomycota; Lecanoromycetes; Lecanorales; Ramalinaceae
Exons: 2
Coding region: 1-1023 (340 amino acids)
Source: RefSeq, a predicted model, not a curated record
AUGACGACAGUAGUCACUGCCAAUGAGUACAAUAACGUUAAUACGCAGCAAAAGGAAAUCAACAUCGAAGCUUCCAAGCAUAUUGAGCUUGAUGAAGCGAUUCUCGCAGCAUUACCGUCCGGUACCAAUGUUGUUGCAGUGACACCAUCAGGCGCCAGUGCUUGGGCACACAGUGUGUGUCUGGAAACUCGGCUCGCAGAUGGAGUCAAGAAGCUGUAUUUCUUGAAGGCAAGCUCGGGACAUUCUGCAAGUGGUGGUUGUGAUCUGGCAAGGCGGAUGUUUGAAGGAAGUUUCGAAUCUGAGUCUCUUCUUCACCGGUACCUUCCAAAUUACGUCCCAAAACCCCACGCCUGGGGUAGUUACAGCUCACCACAGGCCCCCAAUACGUGGUACUACCUCUGCGAUUUCCAUGACUUGGUCGAUGAGGUUCCCGCGCUUGAUCAAUUCGUGUCCGUUAUCGCCAGUUUGCAUAAUGAUAGCCUAGGGAAAGAGCAGCGAUAUGGUUUCCAUGUGCCAACUCACCUUGCCAAUAUACCAAAUAACAACGAGUGGCAGGAUACAUGGGAGGCUUUCUUCAAACAGCUGAUGGAACGUAUGAUGCAGGUAGAAGCUGAUGCCCAUCCUCCCGACGAUGAGUUCGAAGGGCUCAAACAAGAUUUCAUGGCUAAAGUUCUGCCUCGACUACUUCGACCCUUGGAGACCGGCGGUCGUUCGAUACAGCCAUGUCUCAUUCAUUCGAACCUAUGGCCUGGCAAUUGCAUGCUUGACGCGGACUCCGAUGACGUUAUAGUCUUCGACUCCUGCGCCUAUUGGGGCCACAAUGAAGCUGAUCUUGGCAGCUGGCGUGCCCCGAGGUACCGGCUUGGGAAGCCAUAUAUCAAACAGUAUCAGCGAACAAUAAGUAUUUCGGAGCCUGAAGCGGACUGGGAUGACCGAAAUGCCUUAUACGCGAUGCGGUAUGACCUUCUCGUGUCGGCUUUGUAUCCAGGUACAUCUUAUGGACUAAAAUUCAGAGAGCUGUAA